AUGGAUUUUGAGGAUUUCUUAGCAAACAAGAUGGAUAUUUUACACCUUAUCAAGCCACAGACGGACCAGAAGGCCGCGUUCGCAGCUAGUUUGGCAAUGCAACGUGCCUACACUCCCCCGCCCCCCGGAAUAGACUACCUCUACCGUGACGACUGGAUGGCGUUCCCUCCAGUUCGUAAACAGCUGUUGAUGACUCCGGUGCGUCAUCUGAGGCUGUGCCAAACUGGCGGGAAACCUUGCGAAGACAAAGACGACUGCAUCGCUAGAGUGAGGCGAAUACAGGAGAAGCACGUGGUGGCGGAGUGUCUGGAGGAUAUUGCAUACAAUUUUUUGGUAGAUCAUGAGGGCAGAGUUUACGAGGGAAGGGGGUGGAACGUACAAGCACAAAGACCACCAAAGUACGAAUAUCUGAAGUAUUUCUGCUUAGACAUCUGCUUGAUAGGGAAUUGGAGGAAAAAUCCAGUUCCUGAUAAGGCUAUCAAAGCGGUCGGUGACCUUAAAAAAUAUGGAGUCGCGUCAAACUACAUCGAAAAAAGACAUGUACUAUUAGGAUACAGGGAGGAAGCGAUAGUUAAAGAAGAAACGAAAAGGAAACUUAAAAAUAAAAAUAAGACAAAACAGGAUGAAAACGUGGAGAGUAACCUUGGAAGUGAGUUAGAAGGUGAAUGGGAAACUAAUGAUGAAGAUGAAGAGUCCAUAUAA
This is a messenger RNA of Macrosteles quadrilineatus (aster leafhopper), 702 nucleotides long. Its product is annotated as peptidoglycan recognition protein 1-like. The transcript has 4 exons. The coding region runs from base 1 to 702 and encodes 233 amino acids. NCBI's taxonomy places the organism in Eukaryota, Metazoa, Arthropoda, Insecta, Hemiptera, Cicadellidae. Gene Ontology annotation, molecular function: zinc ion binding; N-acetylmuramoyl-L-alanine amidase activity. The record is from RefSeq and is a predicted model, not a curated record. Gene Ontology annotation, biological process: peptidoglycan catabolic process.